UCUUACAGUUCUGCUGAGGUGUAAUAGUGCAGAGAGGGAAGAGGAAGCGAAGGGGAGUCAUGUCGAAGCGGCCGGCGACAGAUGAGAUCCCCCGUCCUGACUCCGGCAAGCGGCACUAUGGAGACACCCCCGCUUCCGUCGUCGGGGACCAAAACCGUGGGUCUCCGCCCCCGCCGCGGUCGUCCUUUCCGUCCUACCUCGACGCCGGCCCCGAGUUAUCCCCCAAGGCCCGGCUUCUGUGCGAGAUUCUCGCCUCCAACCCGCCCACGGAGGUGGAGCGAGCCCUCGACGCUGUCGGCGUCCGUGUCUCCACCGAGGACGUGGAGGCCGUGCUUAAGUUCUCCUACUCCCAACCGGGCGCCGCUGUGGCUUUCUUCCGGUGGGCGGGAUCCCGCCACCUCGCCGAUCGCCACUCCCCCUACGCGUGGAACCUCGUGGUCGACCUUCUAGGGAAGAACCUACACUUCGAGGCCAUGUGGAACGCCGUCCGCUCGAUGCGCUCCGAAGGCCUUCUCUCCCUCGCCACCUUCGCCUCCAUCUUCUCCUCCUUCUGCGCCACCGGCCGCCCCGAUGACGCCCUCGCCGCGUUCGACACCAUGAACCUCCACGGUGUCCCCCGAGAAACCGCCGCCCUGAACUCUCUUCUCUCUGCUGUCUGUCGCGAGGGCCGCGUCGCCACCGCGCGCCUCUUCUGCGACGGCGCCCGCUCGUCCGUAGCUCCUGACGCUGACUCUUUUGCCAUCCUUCUUGAGGGCUGUGAGAACGAUGUUGACCACCGGUCUGCCCGUGAGGUGUUCGACGAUAUGAUCGCUACUGUCGGCUGGGACCCGGCCAACGUCCAGGCCUAUGACUCCUUCCUCACCAUCCUCGUCCGGUCGGGCUCCUAUGGCUUUGCUGAGGCCCUUAGGUUCUUUGAGAAGAUGAAGCAAAAGAGGUGCUUUCCAGGAAUGAAGUUCUUUCGGGAUGCCAUCGAGGUGCUCGUUAAGAAGAAGGAUGCCCACGAGGCAAUGAACAUCUGGGAGGAGCUCAUGGGACGCAAUGGGUGUUUCGCGGACACACCCAUGUACAAUUCAAUGAUAGCCUUGCAGUGUGAUCUCAAUCAGAUCGAUGUGGCUCUUCGGUUCUUUGACGAGAUGAUCAUCUAUGGAGCAUUUCCUGACUUACAGACGUACAAUGUCUUGAUUCAGUUCUUGCUUAAGGGAAAGAAACUAAGGGAGGCUGCUUCUCUAUUCAAUGAGAUGGUUAAGAACGAGUGCUGUCCAACAGCAGCUAACUGUGCUUCCUUGAUGAAGACUUUGAUGGAUUCAGCAGAUUUUGACAUGGCCUUAAAGGUAUGGAAGUGUAUGACUGAUAAUGGCUUGCCUCCAUUGGAGGAGGCCGGAAACAUGUUGGUUUUGGCAUUACGUGAUGUGGACAUGCUUCCUGAAGCUUGUAAAUAUGCAGAGGAUAUGAUAGACAGAGGCAUUAAGUUGAAUUCAUCUACUCUGUCUAAGCUGAGGCAGAGCUUACUAAAAAUUGGUAAGGGUAGCAUCCACGAUCAUCUCCUCAGAAAAUGGAAAUCUCGUUAGACAGUGUGUUUUGAAUUUUUAGAUGAUCAUAAUACAUUAUGGUGUUACUUGUGAUCCUAGCACAUAAUUAUCUUUCUAAUUCUACUUGAGUUUGUUAUUGGCAUA
This is a messenger RNA of Musa acuminata AAA Group (dessert banana), 1673 nucleotides long. Its product is annotated as pentatricopeptide repeat-containing protein At1g77360, mitochondrial-like. NCBI's taxonomy places the organism in Eukaryota, Viridiplantae, Streptophyta, Magnoliopsida, Zingiberales, Musaceae. The record is from RefSeq and is a predicted model, not a curated record. Bases 60 to 1568 code for a protein of 502 amino acids. The transcript has a single exon. Gene Ontology annotation, molecular function: protein binding.